AUGUACUCACCUUCUCCCCCUGCUGUGACGGCUGGGGCGAACCCUUACGUAUACCUAAACCAUCAUCAGACUAUGCCGUCAGGACAAUUUGCAUCGCGCGCGCAGCCCUCCGCUGUAAGCGCUAUGGGUGUUGCUCCUUCAGCUACUGGAAAUAGCGCGGCACCAGCAUACGGUCAUAGCCCAGCUAUGGCACCAUUAGGAGCGACGCGCUUCGGAAGUGGUGCAAGUGUGGGUUGGAUGUCAAGGCAGCCUCAACAGCCGCAAACGCAGCAAGCAUCCCACUUUGUGCCGCAUUACGGAACGCCGCCCAUGUCGUCUUUGCCUCAUUCGAUGAAUCAUCAUAAUGUUCUCGCCAACAUUGCACCGUCAUCUCCAUCAUACACAAACCUGGGCUCACCUCACACCGCUGCCUUUGUGAGGUCGUCUGUAUCACCUGUUGCCCCGACGCAGCCAUCGACCACUAGUAAUUCUAGUUCGAAUAUUGCUAAUGCGUCACCAGAGUGGCUUCAACAAAUGAUGUGCGCUGAGAUAUCGCGCCAGUCUUUUGCUCCUCAUCACCACGCGCGCGCCGCGGCAUUGGCUGCGCGCAGUUCUGCCAAUCAUGGACAGGACCCCAAAAAGGGCAUUGUGCUUCCAGCAGGUGUGGUCGCUAAUGGGCUAUCAUUUCCAAUGAAAGGAUCGGAUAGCACUGCUCAGUCUGCUGAUAGCUCACUGAGUAUGUCCCCCACUAAAUCUUCGUCGAUGCGCACACAGGAGGCGGAUCCAAAAGACUCUGAUAAGUCAUGGUCUAUCAUGGACAUGGGAGGUCUGAAGUUGAAGAACAUUGGUGUUGACAUUUUCCGCUAUACCUUUUUAACAUCUUUGUUCAUUAACCACAACAACCUUACCACUUUGUCACCAGCUAUCCUGCAGCUUCGUAACUUGUCUGUGCUCGACGCAAGUGGGAAUCAGCUGGUAGCCAUCCCUCCAGAAAUUGGCAUGCUAACGUCUCUAAGUGCCUUAUUUUUGUUUGAUAACCAAUUGACGAUUCUUCCGCCUGAAAUUGGAACACUCUAUCAGCUCGAAAUGCUGGGUAUUGAGGGCAAUCCCCUUCAACCUAACCUCUACGAGAUUAUAAAGCAAGAGGGUACUCAAGCAUUAGUCGCAUACUUGCGUGAUUCUUGCCCUGUCCCGGUUCCACCACCGGAGCGAGAAUGGAUUUCUUUGGACAUGGACUUACCGCCUAUGAGUGCAGAAGAAGAUGAAGCUUACACCUUUGCCGUUCUUUCUUACAACAUUUUGUGUGAAAAGUAUGCCACGGCUCAAAUGUAUGGCUAUACACCAAGUUGGGCUUUAGCUUGGGAUUACCGGAAAGAAUGUAUUUUACAAGAGCUUGUCAGCUAUAAUGCAGAAUUUUUCUGUUUACAAGAGGUUGAAAUGGGUCAGUUUUACGACUAUUUCGAACCAAAGCUGAAUCAGCAUGGGUAUGAAGGUAUUUACUGGCCAAAGUCUCGCGCGCGAACUAUGCGAGAUGACGAACGACAGCAUGUUGAUGGGUGUGCGACUUUUUUCAAAACAGACACCUUCGAACUGGUGGAUAAGCAUCUCAUCGAGUUCAAUCAGAUUGCGCUGCAGCGUCCGGACUUCAAGAAAACACAGGACAUCUUUAACCGCGUGAUGACGAAGGAUAACGUCGCUUGCAUCGGCAUGUUAGAGCAUCGUAAAGCGGGUUACAAGAUUAUUGUCGCUAAUGCACACAUGCAUUGGAACCCUGAAUUUCGUGAUGUAAAGCUUGUGCAAGCUGCAAUGCUUAUGGAACAAUUAGAGAUGUUGGGUAACCAGUUUGCGAAGAGGCCUUCGCAGGUGAAGUGUCACGAAAACUUCAAGCCGCCGAAUUAUACAUCUGGUCAGCAGAUUCCUACCCUGGUGUGUGGUGAUUUUAAUUCUACACCCGAUAGUGGUGUGUAUGAAUUCUUGAACAAAGGCUCUGCACCCGGAAACCACGAAGAUUUCAUGGACCAUGUGUAUGGUACAUAUACGUCAGAGGGUCUGAAGCACAACUAUGCAUUGCGCAGUGCAUACAGUAACAUCGGGGAAAUGCCAUUCACAAAUCUGACUCCUGGAUUCCAAGGUAAUAUUGACUACAUCUGGUACACGUCCAAUACUUUGGCCGCUUCGUGUUUGUUAGGUGAAGUGGACUCCACUUAUUUGUCUCGGGUCGUUGGCUUUCCGAACGCACAUUUUCCCUCUGAUCAUGUAUGUAUUCUUGGGGAGUUCAAGGUCAAGCGUCUGGGAAUUGAGGCGACGUCGUAG
This is a messenger RNA of Malassezia restricta, 2292 nucleotides long. RefSeq names its product CCR4-NOT transcription complex subunit 6. NCBI's taxonomy places the organism in Eukaryota, Fungi, Basidiomycota, Malasseziomycetes, Malasseziales, Malasseziaceae. The record is from RefSeq and is a predicted model, not a curated record. The transcript has a single exon. Gene Ontology annotation, biological process: nuclear-transcribed mRNA poly(A) tail shortening. The coding region runs from base 1 to 2292 and encodes 763 amino acids. Gene Ontology annotation, molecular function: poly(A)-specific ribonuclease activity. Gene Ontology annotation, cellular component: nucleus; CCR4-NOT complex; cytoplasm.